AUGAGCCAAAGAAUUGCAGUGUUUCCAACACGAAUGAAUUUAAGAGCGAUGGAAACCAAGCACAAGAGCGCAGAAAGGGGAUAUUCUCUGCUUAAAAGAAAAAGUGAUGCAUUGAAAACAAGGUACAAGGCAAUAGAAGAAGAAUACAGGGAAAAGGAAUCGCAGAUAAACCAGAAAAUCAGAGAUGCAUUCUUCAAACUUACUGAAGCAGAGUUUCUGGGCGCCAAUCUCAAAAUGUUUAUACAUGAAUGCCAGAAGCAAAGUCUUUCUGUAGUGACGAAAGUGGAGCAGGUUUCUGGGGUGAGCUUACCUUUAUUUGAUCUUAAGAAGGAAAACAUCAAGCCGAUUUUAUUUCUUGACAGGAGUGGGCAAUCAUUGAAUGAAUGCAGAGCAAGCUUCAUAGAGGUACUGGAGAUGCUGGUUGAUCUAUGCGCACUGAAGAAUUCGUUCAAAAUCUUGGAUCAUGUACUGAUGAGCACAAAUAGACGAGUUAAUGCAUUGGAGUUUAGCAUCGUGCCAAGAUUAGAAACCACAAUAAGCUACAUAAACUCCGAACUUGAUGAGCAAGAUCGCGAAGAUUUCUUCAGACUCAAGAAAGUACAGAAUCUGAAGAGCAGAAGUAUGGAUUAA
This is a messenger RNA of Ordospora pajunii, 630 nucleotides long. Its product is annotated as ATP synthase subunit D. The coding region runs from base 1 to 630 and encodes 209 amino acids. The record is from RefSeq and is a predicted model, not a curated record. Gene Ontology annotation, cellular component: vacuolar membrane; proton-transporting V-type ATPase complex. NCBI's taxonomy places the organism in Eukaryota, Fungi, Microsporidia, Ordosporidae. Gene Ontology annotation, molecular function: proton-transporting ATPase activity, rotational mechanism. The transcript has a single exon.